This is a messenger RNA of Fusarium vanettenii 77-13-4, 1455 nucleotides long. RefSeq lists its product as uncharacterized. The transcript is spliced from 4 exons. Gene Ontology annotation, molecular function: RNA binding. The coding region runs from base 1 to 1455 and encodes 484 amino acids. The record is from RefSeq and is a predicted model, not a curated record. Lineage: Eukaryota; Fungi; Ascomycota; Sordariomycetes; Hypocreales; Nectriaceae.
AUGUCGGCCGAAAAGUCUGUCAAUGUGCAUGUCCGGCCGGGCAAUGAGACGGGCAUCUACUACAUCCUCCUCGGUUAUCUAGCUCCAAAUGUAUUUUGGCGGCCACUCAAGAGUUGGAUAAGCCGAGAGGCCAAGUGCAAGGUCGACAAGGUCGAAGUCUUUCUCGACACCCGUUCGGGAUGGGUCCGCCUUGUGGGCAGGGACAAUUUUGAGAGAGCAUGGGCGAAACUUAAGCUCGCCCCUGAGUAUCAGGGAAGCCCCAUCGUAGCUACUAUUGGAAACCUCAACCAAUCAUGCACCAUCGCGAGCAAGGUUGACCAGCCAGAUUCUCAGAAGGAGGAGCAGCAGCAACAACCACAACGGCAGCAGCAACAACAGCAGCAACAACAGCAGCAACAACAGCAGCAACAACAGCAGCAACAACAGCAGCAACAACAGCCCCAGCAAUACCCCCAGCAACAGCAGCAGAAUCUGCCUCCGCCUGUGGUGGCCUAUUCGCAAACCCCAGGUUACCCCCCUGCUGCUCAAGGUCACCAAGCCGCUGCAUCGUCAACUACGUCUCCCCAGUAUUCUUCGACAUCUGGACAGUACUACGCGGCUGGCUAUAACCAGGCUGGAGGCUCGAGUUACUCGGGUCAAUCUAUGCCGAUGCAAGGCUACCCUCUCCAGCCGACAGGAACGACAGACUAUUACGGCUACGGCGGUUCCAAUGCUGGCCCUUCGUCAGGCGUUGGAUACUCUUCCGGUUACCAAUAUGACGGCAAUCAGUUUGCCCUGCCCUACCGUGACCAACAAGAUGCAUCGGCGUACUAUGCCGGGGGAAGUGUCCCAGGAGCACCAGGAGCACCAGGACAGGAGCCAGCGUACCAGACAGAGACAGGGGCAGAAUUUGUCACGACAGAAGCCCGGAAGAUACAUGUGUCGCCGUUUCCUCAGAAAGAAUCCCGUAAAGACGUCGAGAGGUGGAUCCGACAGAGGAUCUAUGAGAAGCAGACGAUCGACAGUAUCGAAGUUCCCAUGAACGGGACCAAAAAAUACCUCCGAGGCCACGCCUUGGUCAUUUUUGACAGCGCCUCGUCAGCAGCCAAGGCCAUGGAACAGCUAAACAAGACAAGCUACCAAGGACGCAAAAUCAAAGCGCGGACCGCAGCGGAGGGCGUCGCGGUGGGUGAGGGUAGCACCCAAAAGGGACCCCGAAACGAUCGCAAUAAGGGAGACAAGCCACAGAGACCAAGGCAUAGAGAGCCCGACAGGAAGUGGUCAUCGUCUGACAAGAAGUCGUCUUCGUCUGCUAAGAAGAGUUCCAAGACGUCUUCAUUGCCGGACAAGGACAAGAAGGGUAGCAGCAGCACUAGGGAUCUGCCUCCCCCUCUCGUGGUUGACGGCAGCAACCGCAGGCAUGACAAGCCCCCUCUCGUGGUUGACGGCACCAGCCGCAGGCAUGACAAGCGUUGA